This is a messenger RNA of Patiria miniata (bat star), 3856 nucleotides long. RefSeq names its product protein Wnt-5b-like. The record is from RefSeq and is a predicted model, not a curated record. The transcript has 5 exons. Lineage: Eukaryota; Metazoa; Echinodermata; Asteroidea; Valvatida; Asterinidae. Gene Ontology annotation, molecular function: cytokine activity; frizzled binding. Gene Ontology annotation, biological process: neuron differentiation; multicellular organism development; cell fate commitment. Bases 586 to 1743 code for a protein of 385 amino acids. Gene Ontology annotation, cellular component: extracellular region.
CAUAGUUCAUCAUGUGCUGUAAUCCAUCCGUACACAUUGGUGUUAACUGCAAAGGAACCAGAGCGGUUGGUUCACGGCCUUCAAGCCCCCAGUCUGUCGCCGGGGGAUUUUCAUAUUUUUCGGUCCGGCGCUGCAAACAUUACACGCGCGGUCGAGCUCAAAAGCAUUCCGCGGGAACCCCGAGUGAUGACUUGCGUGUUAAUCAUAUUACAUCAGUCAGUGAAUAAACAUACACUUCACAGCCGGAGGUCCCGGUGUCGUUCGUGAGAGCAAGGGGUGAUAAGGUAUCAGCUAGCUGUCCAGGCAAGUCACAUUAUGGUCACACGUCCACAGAUGUGAGAGGAACGCCAACUUCCACACUCCGCACCGUCAGAACCUAGACGCGAACUGCUUGGAAUUAUACACAGUGAGACUUUACCUCGGACUCAUACUGCUCAAUCUAUACUGCACGACGUCACUCCACACUGAAAUACGGACUGGAUUGCAUCAAGACAUCUCACACGCGACUUCAGGUUUUUCUACUACUCGGCCAGAAAUCUCACAGCACCGACAAAGAGAGGUUGGCUUAUCACCGGGAGACUGGUCAUGUCAUCGGGUAGCCACUGCCGGGGCACCGGGCGGCUUGUAGCGGGCACGACACGGCUCAACACAAUGAGGAAUCUGUGGAUGUUACUCGGCAUUGUCGUGGCUGUCACAUACGCUCAAGACGUUACUUGGUGGAACUUAGGCGUGGACUCACGGAUACUCCACCAGUUCGACACCAUAGGCAGCCCUGAGUUGUACAUUCUGGGCACCCAACCCCUAUGCGCCGAGCUACCUGGUCUCUCCUCGGGCCAACAGAAGCUAUGCCAACUCUUCCAGGAUCACAUGGGCCCGAUUGGGGAGGGGGCCCGUAUGGGAAUCGAAGAGUGCCGAUACCAGUUCAGUAACCGAAGGUGGAACUGCAGUACGGCUGAGACGGGGUCUGUCUUCGGUCGGGUCACGGCAAUCGCAAGUCGUGAGGCUGCUUUCACCUACGCCAUAUCCGCAGCGGGGGUGGUGAACGCCAUCAGCCGAUCCUGCCGGGAGGGGGAGCUAUCUCCCUGCGGCUGCAGCCGGGCGGCGCGACCCCCGGACCUGGACCGGGACUGGGUGUGGGGAGGCUGCGGGGAUAACGUGGACUACGGAUACAGGUUCGCUAAGGAGUUCGUGGACGCUCGGGAGAAGGAGUCGAACGCACCCCGGGGGACCUACAUGUACGCACGAAUGAAGAGUAACUUGCACAAUAACGAGGCUGGCCGGAGGGCUGUCUACGACAAGGCGGGGGUUCAGUGCAAGUGUCACGGCGUGUCCAGCUCCUGCAGUCUCAAGACCUGCUGGCUGCAGCUAGCCGAGUUCCACGACGUGGGCGCCUAUCUGAAGGACAAGUACGACGGUGCCUCGCGCGUGAGGUUCAACAAGAAGGGCAAGAUGGAACCUCACGAGGCCCGCUUCAACCGACCCAGCAAGGACGACAUGGUGUACCUGGAGGAAUCGCCGGACUACUGCAUGUACGACCCCCGGGCCGGCUCGCUGGGCACCGUGGGGAGGGAGUGCGUCAAAACCUCCAUGGGAACGGAGGGGUGUGACCUCAUGUGCUGCGGGAGGGGGUACAACUCGUACACCAAGGAGGUGGUGGAGAGAUGCAACUGCAAAUUCAAGUGGUGCUGCUAUGUACAAUGUAAAAAGUGCCGAAGGACUGUGGACGUUCAUGUCUGCAAGUAGUACUCAGUGUACUUUAGUAAUGUACACUGACUGUACGCUGUAUUAGCGAGUGUAUUAUUCAAACUGCUGAGAUGGGGUCAGCGUGGUGACCUCAAAGGUCACCUCUGAUGUGAAAGCAAAACUGCAUUUCUGAUAACGAUGGAUUGGGACUGGACAGCUGCGCCAUAAGGUCAGUUUAGGAUCGCGGUGGUGAGUUUGUGAUCACCUUGUAGGGUGAGGUCAUUGUGGUGAAUAACAGCUGAACACACGGACGUCUUUUAACUCCCGACGACUGUUACACAGUUGUAGUAAAGCAGAACAUCGAAGAGCCGUCACGUUUAUCAGUACUCUUGUUGUAGAUCCAUCGUCAAGGAAACAAUGAUUGAAACUUGAUAAUUGGGAAUUGAAAGGUAAAUAUACAUCCAUUGGCAUGGAUGUAAUUUAAAUGGACGGAGAGUCGUGGUAAACGCUACCCUUUUUUGAAACAGUAAGUUUGUUUACAAAAAUAUUACUAAACAGUUGUAGUUAAGUGUGCCUCCCACAUGAUAACAAUGUACAGAUUGAAAUUAUGAAAGUUUCAAGGCUGGUAAAAAAAACCACCAUUUUUUAGAGAAAAUAUACCAUGUAUUACUUGUAAAUAAUCUGCAUUUUACGUGCGGAGGAGCUCAUUUGAAGGACAAUAUUUAUAGCUGUUAAAAUAUGGCAGCGCCGUAUUUUUACGACCCUGGUGUAUGAAACAUACAGGGCGCCCUCUAGAUUAUUUUACUUUAAGGUAUCAACUUUUUUCUAAUGUUCACACAGGAGAGAUAUAAAUUCAGCAUUCUUGACGUUUUUGGUUCUUAUGGAGAUAAAAAAUGGUGUUUCAAAGAAUAAAAGCAUGACACCUGAUUUGGUGGAUCGUCUGAUUUGGUAAAAACAUUUUACAGGCGAAUUGGACGUUAACAUCUCGCCAGUCAUCAAAUGGUUCUGAUUAUUUUUGUAGAUCAUAUUGACAAAGAAAUGACAUUGAUUUUGACCAACGUUUGGCAAGAAAAGGGGUAACAGUAAUUGCCCUUGUUUUGAAUGUGUGGAGCUUGGUGUUCAAAUGUGUGGCCUUUUUCCCCCAUUAUCGUUCAUUUCUCAUAGAGAUUCACGUCUCGAAAAAGGGAAUAAAUUAAUAUGUGAUUGGCCGGUUUUGAACAAGUACGAUUAAAACGGGCUAGGAGCCUGCUGGACGCGGAUAAGGCCGGGGCUGAAGGUGCCGGUGUAGUGCGAAUCUAGGACUAUAAAAUACGGACUCAUUUGGUAGUACAUGUGUAUUGCGCAUGCCUAAAGUGAAGAUAAUUAAUUAUUAAGAGUGACUGGUCACGUGUGAGGGUUCAACCAAUACAAGAGUAAAAGUUGUCAGAUUUCAUAAUGAGUCAAAAUUUCAUGUGACAACGGGAAAAAGGUUUAUAACCAGUCGGUGUUUCAUCAAUCGUUUAAAACCACCCACGUGACGGGCUCUCGACCAAUAGGAAUGGGUAAACUGUCUUGAGGUAUAGCCUAUAUAAAUAAGCGGUAAUAUCUGCUUUCGUGUUGGGCGAAGGGUUUUAUACCUUUUUUUUUACCUGUACAAAAUAUUAACUUGUACGAUUUUAAAUGAAGUUGAUAUACAAUUAUCUGUGAAUAGGGCAUAAUCUGGUAUGGAUUUUGUUUAUUUAAUUAAAAACUUGGUGCGGUUCUGUAUCAUUUUUGAAGACAAAAAGUCUGAAUAUUAUUCAUUUAUAGGAUUUUUGUUUUCGAAUUUUGGGGACAAUUUCGGAAAGACUUCAAAGGGUUUACUAAAUUAUAUCAGAUAAUUGAUGGUUCAGUUACAAAGACGUUAGGAUUAGAACCGCUUCUUGAUUAAAAAAAAACACCUGUUUUCAACUUAUAAUGAGUAAAUAGUAUAAUCUUAUGUGAUCACGUGAGCUUAUAGUACAAGCCCGCGACAGUAGUACUUUUGAAUAUUCAUCAUUUUAAUUUCUUAUGUAAAUUAUGUACAUUGUAAAUAAUAUGUGCAACUAUUAUGCAACAUCACCAAUUUCAGCAUUCGUAUUGAACCUUAGCGAAAUGGCAGUAUAGAUGAAUGUAAUAAAGCAUUAGUCCUAUACUGAACAUGUGUAUCAUUAAA